AUGCAGGACACCUCAGCGAGAGGCUGGGCUGAGUGCCAUGGUGCAGCAAUUGGAUGGCGGGUGCAGCUGAAGCCUGAGAGGAUGGGGUACCACAUCGGUAACGAGAACCUUGAAGGCAGACGACGCAGUGCGACAUUCGACACGCGGGCUUGGACCAGAGUUCAGCAGGACGGCGGACGACGAACAAACGAACAAACGACCGCUAUGCGUUCCUCAGACAUGGCAGUAGAGCGAUCUCCGGGCCAUCCCAUCGUCAUCCCAAGCUGCCCAUCCAAUGCCAUGCAGCCCAAAACCCUCGAAUCCUCAAUACCAUUCCCCCCUUCUCGUCUUUUCUCCGCACACACCCCCUUCCCCUGGAUCCCUGACCCUGAACCCCUGGGCCCAGAGAAUUCCAGCAGGGCGAACCAGGGAAAAACUGCAGAGCAAAGAGGCAAGGCAGCUGUGCAGGCCCUGCGACUGGGUGUUGGAACCAGGGAAGUGCGUCGAUGUGGGAGAAAGCAGACCAGACUCACAAAGCCCAGAGUCCCAGAGCAGCAGACCAUCAGCAGGAACUGGAAAAAUGGCCCACCAAGAACGCAGGACGCGGGACGCAAGACAUGGGAUGCAGAAGUGAGGAGAGGAGCAAAGCAAAGCAGAGCAGAGCAGAGAGCAGAGGAGAGCAUCGACCUUUCAUAUUUUCUCUCCUGGAGACCUGGAGACCUGGACUGGCCCUGCUCACGUUCUUUCUGA
Messenger RNA from Colletotrichum lupini, 729 nucleotides. RefSeq lists its product as uncharacterized. NCBI's taxonomy places the organism in Eukaryota, Fungi, Ascomycota, Sordariomycetes, Glomerellales, Glomerellaceae. The record is from RefSeq and is a predicted model, not a curated record. Bases 1 to 729 code for a protein of 242 amino acids. The transcript has 3 exons.